UCUUAAUGAUUGCACAUUUUGAUUGUUUAUGUUAAUUGUGUUUUCUUUUUUCAUUUAAUUAAAUUUUUUUUUUUACUCCUUAAUUGUUGUUCGUAUUUGGUUUGAAAUUGAUUUUGUUAGUAAUCAUGGCAAGUUUAGAUGAUUUUUUUGCUAAAAAGGAUAAAAGUAAAAAGGGUAAGAAAAACAAAUUAACCCCAGAAGAAUUAGCUAAACAAUUAGAGGUUCAAAGUAGUGGUUAUCAUUCAAAGAAGAAAGAUGAUGAUUAUGGUGGACACCGAGGAUCUGAUUUAAUCUCUAAUUCAAAAUUGUUUGAUCAGAAUGAUGAAGAAUGGAAAGACUUUGAAGAUGAUAGAGAAAAAGAUUAUCGUGGUUUAAAAAUUGUCUCUCUUAAUCUCAGAGGCAAAGAAGAAGAAAUGUUGGAAAAACAACGAGUUGCACAGGAGAAAAUUGCUGAAAAAUCUAGAGAUGAUUCGGGCCCAUGGAAUAAACAUGCUGAAGGUCCUGCACCAGUAACCGAAGAACCAAAACCUGAACCCAAGCCUGAGAUUGAAAAGGAAGAUGUGGCAAGCAAAGAAUCUAAAAGCGAUUUAGGAGGUGGAAUUGGAAAAAGUCGAUAUCUCCCACCAGCUCUUAGAAAUACAUCGAGUAGCUCUGGUGAUAAUACAAUUAAACCCACUACAAUGGCCGCUGCAGUUAGAAAAUUACCCAAAGGUUCACUUCCAAAAAUUGAUGAUGCCCAAGAUUUUCCAUCUCUAUCAAUUGUUGAUUGAUAAGCGAUUAGCAAGCAAAAGAGUUACUAGAUAAUCAGAAAAUUAACGGAAAACAUGAGGUAACACAUCAGCUGUUACCAAUAAAUUUCUCAAGGAAAUAAGCGCCUUCUUUAAAAUAAAUUGCCAAUUGAAUUUAAUUACCUAAAA
This is a messenger RNA of Panonychus citri (citrus red mite), 917 nucleotides long. Its product is annotated as protein CDV3 homolog. The coding region runs from base 126 to 770 and encodes 214 amino acids. The transcript has 3 exons. Gene Ontology annotation, cellular component: cytoplasm. NCBI's taxonomy places the organism in Eukaryota, Metazoa, Arthropoda, Arachnida, Trombidiformes, Tetranychidae. The record is from RefSeq and is a predicted model, not a curated record.